This is a messenger RNA of Verticillium alfalfae VaMs.102, 1743 nucleotides long. Its product is annotated as GTPase-activating protein gyp3. NCBI's taxonomy places the organism in Eukaryota, Fungi, Ascomycota, Sordariomycetes, Glomerellales, Plectosphaerellaceae. The coding region runs from base 1 to 1743 and encodes 580 amino acids. The record is from RefSeq and is a predicted model, not a curated record. The transcript has a single exon.
AUGACGGAGAGGAGCAGCAUCCUGACACGAGACAGCUCCGUACCAUCCGUGUACGCAGGCCCUGACGAGCCCAGCCUCGAGGACGUCAUGGGCAUGUACGAAAAGGGUUUUCACGACGACUCGAGCCCAGAAGACAUUGACGAUAUGCAUUUUCACGACAAGAGAAACGACGGGGCCAUGAACAGGAGGAACACACGGAUCCUCGAGGCUCUUGAGAAGUCGUUGCCCGCGCCCCCGACAUCGGGUCUCGGGAUGGGCCCCCUGGUCCGGGAAUCGGCCGAGAUGUUCCGCGGCGAGGAGCCGCCGCUUGCUCUGCCCAAAUCAUCGACAUUUGGGGACUUUAACAAGCGACACGAGAACGAGAAGCGGGACUCGGCCAAGUCCCUUCACGAGUCACCACCCUCACGGCAGAGCCCAGUCCCGAUUGAACAUGAAGAUCCCGAGUCCAGGGACAGAUAUGGCUUCCGCAAAGCCAACCAGUACGUCACGCGAGAGCAGUACGAUACGUGGAACACGGGCUACGUCGAGUACCUCGCCCGCCGACGGAAGAAGUGGGUUGCCUACCACAAAGAGAUGGGUCUCUUGACGGACAAACCCGACCGGUUCCCUCCACCCGCGAGCACCAAGACAAAACGAUUUGUCCGCAAGGGCAUCCCACCCGACUGGCGAGGCGCUGCCUGGUUCUAUUACGCCGGGGGGCCUGCCAUCUUGGCCGAGUAUUCUGGCGUCUAUGACGAGCUUCUUACGAAGCAGGUCAGCGCUGUCGAUGCCGAGGCCAUCGAGCGUGAUCUCCACCGCACUUUCCCCGACAAUAUCAAGUUUAAGCCCAACAAUCUCUCGAACAACACGGACUCAUCGCGAAGCAGCAACCAGACAACAUCGGAAACGGCUUCGAGUGGCGGCGAGGACGGCGAGCCGCGCAUGAUUUCCUCUCUGCGGCGGGUCCUCCGCGCUUUUGCCAUUCAGAACCCUCUCAUCGGAUACUGCCAGAGCCUCAACUUUUUGGCCGGCUUGCUGCUGCUAUUUCUCGAGACGGAGGAGCAAGCCUUCUGGCUGUUGAACGUCAUCACGCGGGUAUACCUUCCCGGCACGCAUGCAAUGAGCCUCGAGGGCUCGAAAGUGGAUCUCGGCGUGCUCAUGGGCGCCAUCCGCGAGUCCAUGCCAGCGGUCUGGGCCAAGAUUGGCGAUGAGAUGGACGGAGACCCAAACGAGUCGCGGCCGACGACGAGUGGAGCUUCAGCCGCGAAGAAGGCUAGGUCGAGGCGCAAGCACAUGGCCAACAAGUCCGUCUCGACAGACAGGCUGCCGCCCAUCACGCUGUGCAUGACGGCAUGGUUCAUGAGCUGCUUUAUCGGGACGCUACCGAUCGAGACGACGCUGCGGGUAUGGGAUGUCUUCUUUCUCGAGAGCUCCAAGACGCUCUUUCGCGUGGCUUUGACCAUUUUCAAGCUCGGCGAGGCGGAGAUCAAGGCCAUUGCCGAUCCGAUGGAGAUGUUUUCGGUGGUGCAGGCGAUGCCGCGACGGCUCAUUGACGCCAACGCACUGAUGGAAUCUUGCUACAAGCGACGCAACGCCUUUGGGCAUCUCAACCAGGAAACCAUUGACGCGUUGCGACAGGAGAGGCGGGACAAGACGCAGCUCGACCGGGACAAGCUGGCGGGCCACGUUACGGACGGCGAAUCAAAGGUGCGACGCAAGAAUACGCUUUUUGGGCGGCGACCCAAGCGGGACGCAAGCGCAUAG